Molecule: messenger RNA, 1337 nt
Organism: Talaromyces stipitatus ATCC 10500
Lineage: Eukaryota; Fungi; Ascomycota; Eurotiomycetes; Eurotiales; Trichocomaceae
Product: COP9 signalosome subunit 6 (CsnF), putative
Exons: 3
Coding region: 73-1260 (395 amino acids)
Biological process (GO): protein deneddylation
Cellular component (GO): COP9 signalosome
Molecular function (GO): protein binding; metallopeptidase activity
Source: RefSeq, a predicted model, not a curated record
ACGUACUCAACCAUUAUCGCUCGCUGGAAGAAAGUCUCUGGUCUCUCCUUUAAUAAACAUCUAGGUGGAAUUAUGGCAGAAACUACAGAUAAUCUUCUGAUCUCAACAAGGCCUUCUGACUCUGGGCUUCAUGUUGCACUACAUCCUCUUGUUCUCCUCACCAUCUCCGACUACGCUACAAGACAUGCUGCCCGCCAACAGACUGGACCCAUCGUGGGCGCGCUUUUAGGACAGCAACAAGGCCGACAGAUAACUUUAGAACAUGCGUUCGAGUGCCACACAAUUACAAAUCCCGACAAUGAGAUUAUUCUUGAUUCGGGCUGGUUUGAAAGUCGGGUACAGCAGUUCAGAGAUGUACACAAAGAUCCUCCGCUAGACAUAGUCGGAUGGUUCGCUCUAACUCCGCAAUCUGGACCUUCUUCAUCCCUCCUUGCCAUACAUCGCCAUAUCCUACAAGAGUACAACGAAUCAGCCCUUUUACUCACAUUUCACCCAUCACAAAUAUCCCCAGAUUCUUCAAGCGGGGCGAAACUCCCUGUGACUGUUUACGAGAGUAUAUUUGAGGGAGAGAAUGUCGCGGAUACCAAACCAGCAGCGCAGGUUGGAGAUGAUAAGCAGGCUUUACAAAUUCGUUUCCGCGAGCUACCAUUUUCGAUAGAGACCGGCGAGGCUGAAAUGAUAAGUGUUGAUUUUGUGGCCAGAGGCGCUGGUAAUGCCAUGGCUAUUGAAGAGUUGGGCAGACCUGUUCCAAAAGCGACGGCAACGACAGUAGAGGUUGGAGACUCAAAUGCAGAUGAAUCUGUGGUUCUGUCACCAGAAAAUGAAGAAUUCAUUGCGAAUCUCUCCACACGCCUCAAUGCUGUCAAGACACUCGAAUCUCGUAUACGCCUCAUAAGAUCAUUCCUCCAAAACCUGCCACCAUCAGCGAUAGAUGGCAAGAGUCAAACCCCAACAACCCAGGGAACACACUCAUUACUUCGCAACAUAUCUGCUCUCGUAUCCGGCCUUUCUCUUCUUACUCCACAAGACUCCAAAUCAUUUGCAGUAGAGUCUCUCGCACAAGAAAACGAUGUGGCGCUCAUCUCCCUUCUUGGCCGCCUAGGCGAGAAUGUUAAGCAUAUUCGCGAACUAGGCAAAAAAUCAGCCAUCGUGGAGACGGGGAAGCAAAUUGGUGAUCCAUCGAAAGGCCGCAAGUCUCAUAUGGCUCUUCAAUCACGAUUUGAUGAUGAAUUGAGGGAAAGCGGAUUGCAAAUUAUGUAAAACAAGCAAGAAAAGAUGAACAGAAUUCAUGAGAAAUGAGGAAUGAUAUGAUAGUUACUACCCAUUUCUUUCUUUUC